AUGGCUAAAAGAAGACAAAAGAAAAGAACUCAUACAAAGGUAUCCAAGGAGGAGUUGGAGAAAAUACCAAGAUCUAUUGUGCUUAGAUUGGGGUCGACUUUGAAAAAUCAUUCAUUAAGUCAGUUGGUAAAGGAUUUCAGAAAUAUGAUGCAACCCCAUACUGCAAUCAAUUUGAGAGAACGUAAAGCAAAUAAACUAAAGGACUUUAUAGUUAUGGCAGGGCCCUUGGGGGUUUCAGAUUUAUUUAUUUUUAACCAAUCUGAAGAAACUGGAAAUAUUUCACUUAGGAUUGGAAAGAUGCCAAGGGGACCAACCCUUCAAUUUCGAGUUAAUCUGUAUUCAUUAUCUAAGGAUGUGAGGAGAAUACUAAGACACCCGAAGCCUGUAGGGAAAGAUUCGAAGGAGUUUUUGAACCCUCCACUUUUGGUCUUGAAUGGGUUUCUGUCCAAUCUCAAAGAUGCUGAUAAUCAUGAAAAGCUAUUAGUAACAGUAUUACAGGGACUUUUCCCUCCCAUUCAGCCUCAAAAAACCCAAGUCAAUUCUAUUAAGAGGGUACUAAUGUUAAACAAGGAUUCCGAAACUGGAGUUAUAGAUUUAAGGCAUUAUGCGAUAAGCACGAAGUUGGUGGAAGAAAACAGAAAUAUUAAAAAAUUAGUUAGUUCACAUCAUAAUUUAAAAAAGAGCCUACCGAACAUGACAAAUAAUAAGGAUGUGUCUGAAUUAGUACUCGAUCCCUAUUCAGUUGGAGGCGAUACAUCAGAGUCAGAAGUUGAGGAUGAUGCAGUUGUUGAAGUUAAAGGAGAGGAUCCUUCAAGCAUCAAGAAAAACACUAUUUCGAAAGAAAAUGUAGCCGAUACUCCUACAAGGAAAAGGGCUAUCAAGUUAGUAGAAUUAGGACCACGCAUUAAUAUGAACCUCAUGAAAAUCGAAGAGGGUUUGACUGGAUCAUCAAAGACUUUAUACCACGCCAACAUCCACAAGUCUAAGUCGGAGAAAGAAGACUUAGAGAAAAAGCAUGAAGAAAAGAAAAGGAGAAAAGAAGAGAGAAGAAGCAAUCAGCAACAAAACGUUGAUGCGAAGAAUGCUAAAAAGGAGGAAAAGAAAGCUAGAAGAAAGGCUCGUGCAAAUGGUGAAACAGAAAAUGGUAUUAGCUCUGAAGAAGAUGCUCCAGAGAUUAAUCCUGAAGAUUAUGAGAAUGAUAGCGACCUUUACAGUGACAUCGAAAAACUUGACGCAUAA
Molecule: messenger RNA, 1239 nt
Organism: Priceomyces carsonii
Lineage: Eukaryota; Fungi; Ascomycota; Pichiomycetes; Serinales; Debaryomycetaceae
Gene: SSF1
Product: rRNA-binding ribosome biosynthesis protein
Exons: 1
Coding region: 1-1239 (412 amino acids)
Biological process (GO): ribosomal large subunit assembly; rRNA processing
Cellular component (GO): preribosome, large subunit precursor
Molecular function (GO): rRNA binding
Source: RefSeq, a predicted model, not a curated record